Molecule: messenger RNA, 2616 nt
Organism: Cannabis sativa
Lineage: Eukaryota; Viridiplantae; Streptophyta; Magnoliopsida; Rosales; Cannabaceae
Product: protein TIC 214-like
Exons: 1
Coding region: 1930-2616 (228 amino acids)
Source: RefSeq, a predicted model, not a curated record
UUUUUUUUUUCUUUUUCCGCGCCGUUGAAAAAAAAAAUUCAAAAUUGGUUAUGGAAAAACAAAAAAUUUCCGAGUUUCGGAUUAUAGAGAAAAAAGAGAAAACGAAAGGAUUAAAAAAAACGAAGAGAAAAAAAGAAGAAGAACGUAUAGAAAGAGCCGAAGCACAGGAUAGCAUUGUAGUUGUUCAAAUAAUAAGAAGUCUUGUGUUAGUAAUCCAAUCAAUUCGAGAAAAUAUAUUAUAUUACCCUCAUUGAUAAUAGUUAAAAAUAUGGGUCGUAUACUAUUGUUUCAAUCUCCCGAAUGGUCUCGAGGAUUUAAAAGAUUGGAAGAGAGAAACGCAUGUUAAAUGCACUUAUAACGGCAUUCAAUUAGCGAGAAAAUGAAUUCCCAAAAAAGCUGGUUAAUAGACGGUAUUCGGAUAAAGAUCCUAUUUCCCUUUCGUCCGAAACCUUGGCACAAAGCUAAGCUUAAGCGACAAGAAACUUCUAAUAAUCCGAUCAAAAAGAAAGAACAAACAAAUGAUUUUUCUUUUUUAACGGUUUUGGGGAUGGAAACCGAACUUCCUUUUGGUUCUCCCCGAAAACAAAUUUCAUUUUUUGAACCUAUUUUUAAAGAAAUCAAAAGAAAAUUAAUAAAAUUGAAAAAGAAAUGUUUUAGAGUUGUCAAAGAAAGAAAAGAAAGAACAAACUCAAAAGAAACAAAAGAAGGGGUUAUUCAAAAUCAAAGCAUUCUUUUUUUUAAAAAAAUAAUAAAAGAACUCUCAAAAAUAAACCUAAUUUUCUUGAAAGAGAAAGAAGUCGAAAUAUAUGAAUUGAGUAAAAAAAAAAAAGAAAAAAAUUUGAUAAUUAAUAAUGAGAUAAUGGAUGAAUCAUCGAUUAACAUUGAAUCGACGAAUUGGACAACCUUUUCAUUGAAAAAAAAAAAAAUACAAGAUCUAACUAAUAAAACAAAUACAAUCAUAAAUCAAAUACAAAAAAUUCCAAAAGACAACAAAAGGGGAUUUAUAAACCCACAAAAAAAUUUUUAGUUUUAACGAAAUAAGUUAUGCCGAUGAAAGAUUGAAAUUUCCAAAAAGAUUUUUCGUACAUUAAAAUUAAAAAAGAAGAAAGGCUCGACUAAUCCGUAAAUCCUUUUUUUUUUUUCAACUUUUAAUUCAAAGGAUAUCUAUAAAUAUAUUUCUAUUUAUCAGUAAUAUUCCUAGAAUAAAUGUACAAGUUUUUUUCUAUUUUUUUGAAUCAACAAAAAAAAUUCUUAAUAAAUACCGUUCCUAUAAAAACCCUAUUUCGACUAACGAAACAAAUCCAAAUAUAACUCGAGUUUAUUUCGACUAUAAAAAAAUCAAUUUCUAAUCUUAAUAAGUCACAGACUUUUUAUGACUUAUCUUAUUUGUCACAAGCAUAUGUCUUUUAUAAAUUAUCACAACCCCCCUUUUUUCACUUUUUUAAUUUAUAUAAGUCAAAAUUAAGAUCUGUCUUUCAAUAUCAAUAUAAGGGAACAUCUUAUUUUCUUAAGAAUGGAAUAAAGGAUUAUUUUGUUGGAACGCAGGAAAUUUUUAAUUCCGAAUUAAGACAUAGAAACCCCAGCAAUUAUGGAAUAAAUCAAUGGAAAAAUUGGUUAAAGGGUUAUUAUCAAUAUGAUUUAUCUCAGUCUAAAUUAAUACCCCCAAAAUCGCGAAAUAUAGUAAAGAAAAACUCUAUAGUUCAAAAUAAACAUUUCAAGAAAUUUGAUUCAAACGAAAAAAAUCUAUUAAUUAACUCCGAAAAACAAAAAAAAAAUGUUAAAAAACAAAAUAAAUAUGAUCUUUUAUCAUAUAAUUUUAUUAAUUAUGAAGAUAAGAAGACCCCAUCUUUUUAUGAAUUUCCAUUACAAGAAAAUCAUAAUCAAGAGGUCCUUUAUAAUUACAAAAAAAAUAAACAAAAAAUUUAUAAUAUGUUGAUAGAUAUUCCUAUCAACAAUUAUCGAGUAGAAGAGAAUAUUAUAGAUAUAAAGACAAAUCCUGAUAGAAAAUUUUUUGAUUUAACAAUUCUCAAUUAUUGUCUUCGAAAUAAAAUCUAUAUAGGGGCCUGGGUCGAUAUCGAUACUCACCCCAAGAGUAAUAAAUAUACUAAAACUUGGUCUAACAAUUAUCAACUAAUUGAGAAAAUCGACAAAAAAGGUCUUGUUUAUCCCACGCUUCAUCAAAAUCAAGAAAUCAACCCAUCAAAAAAAAAAACACUUUUUGAUUGGAUGAGAAUAAAUGAAGAAAUAAUAAGUUGUCCCAUAUCCAAUUUGGAACUUUGGUUUUUCCCGGAAUUUUUGAUACUUUAUAAUUCGUAUAAGAUUAAACCAUGCGCAAUACCAAUUAAAUCGCUCCUUUUAAAUUUUAAUGAAAAUGUUAGGGAAAAUAAAAGCACCGCUGAAAAUAAAAAAAGAAAUAUUUUUCUAUCAAUAUUUUCAAAUGAAAAAAAAUAUCUUGAAUUAGAAAACCAAAAUCAAAGAGAAAAAGAAUUCACAGUUCAAGAAAAUUUGGACUUAACUCUGUCAAACCAAGAAAAAGAUAUUGAAGAAAAUUAUGCACUAUCAAAGAUGGGAUUAGUCAGUUCUAUUUCUCGAUGGGGGACAAGGGAAGGGAUAUAA